GUGGUCAGGAUGCUACGACACCGUGGUCCACCCUGAAGAGUUCACAAGAAUUGUGGCUUCUCCAGUGUUUCUUCGCUUGAUCACAUUCUCACCAGAAGUUGAGAAAACUGAGAGGCACAGUCUGUGGAAACUGCACCCUCUAAAAACCCUCAACAAAUGUAAGCUAUUGUCUUAAUUCUCCUGAUAGUGUAUGUUCCUCUGACCGUCGGACCUGGGUCCGGCCAAUGCUAGCCCCGGGCAAGAUUCCAGGCUGUGUUUUGCUCCACUUCUGGCAAAAUCUUCCCUUUCGCCCUCGAAGGUUUCCUGCGGAUACCAUGACGGUCACGGUGGUGUAUGAUAACUCCGAGGCCACCGAGCUCUGUGCGGCUCAGCACCUCUACCUCAAGCCCAUAGCAAAGCUGAUGAUCAGCGUCCUGCUCCCGGAGAGCACGGAACCCACGAGGCCCUUCUCCAACUGGGAGGUCCUUGACCAGCUGAAGAGCCUGAUUUGCCCCGACCAGUUCACCACCGUCCGGCUCUCCAAGAGCACCAAGGACUUCAUCCGCUUUGAGGGGGAGGCCGAAACACGAAGUUUGGUUCAGAUCCUGAAGGCCAAGUUACACGGGAAGCUCAUCAAGCUAAACGGGCUGAAAACAGACCUGAGAGUCGUGGCCACAGAUGCCCAGGGAGAGUGGGAACACUUCCCCAAGGAAAGGGGGGCCCUGUCGGCUGAUGGGCCCGAGGAGCAGGACCAGGAUAAGAGCCCAGAUUCCAUAUACUUUGAAGGCCUACCCUGCAAGUGGUUUGCACCUAAAGGUUCCAGCGGGGAGAAGCCAUGCGAGGAGAUCCUUCGGGUGGUCUUUGAAAGUUUUGGGAAGAUCAAGAAUGUGGACAUUCCGAUGCUCGACCCCUACCGAGAAGUCAUGACCGGUGGGAGCUUUGGGGGGCUCAGCUUCGGCUUGCAGACGUUCGAGGCCUUUAUACAGUACCAGGAGUCCACGGACUUCGUAAAGGCCAUGGAGUCCCUGCGAGGGAUGAAGCUGAUGCUUAAAGGGGAUGAUGGGAAGGCUCUGGCGUGUAACAUCAAGGUUAUGUUCGAUACAACCAAACACUUCAGCGAAGGCGCUAUAAGAAGGCGGAAUCAAGAAAGGCUGAAAUUACAGGAGCUAGAGGAAGAAAGGAAAAAAGAAAAGAAGAGAGAAGAGGAAGAGGCUGAAAGAAAAAGAAGAGAGGAGGAGAGGAAAGCCCAGGAAAAGAGGAAAAAGGCCAGGGUCAGGAGGCGCGCCCUGAAGGAGAGACACCGGCAAAGGAAACAGAAGGACCCCACCAGAGGCGAGGCACCUCUGGAGGCCGCCCCGGCGGAGCACUGGGAGGAGAGGAAGGACCUGCUGGCUUGGAGGCGGGUGGAGGCCCUCCGGCUGCUGCGGGCGCUCCUGAGGAAGAUUGCAGAGCCCAUGUGGUUUCAUCCACAGGUGGUAGAUGUUGCAGGCUCCGGAGCUGAUCGUGCUGCAGGGACCACAUCGGGAGGUGCGACGAAAGAAGAGUUAAACACACAGUAUCUUCAAAACCAGGAGGAGGUGCCAGGAUACCAGGUUUCCAAGUCCGACACCAAACGAAGACAAAAAAUGAAGAAAAGAGGAAGGGCUCACCAGCGUAAAUCUUCCCCCCAUCAUGGGGGGAAAAAGUUAAGAUAUUCAGUUAGAAAAGAGAGACCUGGAAAGUUAUUAUCCAAUGACCACAACCACAGUUUGGUCCCCGACCCGAAGGCCUCACCAAUUGCAAUGAUUCAGGGUCCGUCUCUUGAGAAAGAAGACCCCCAUGGUUCUGAUAAGUCCUGUUCUCCCGGAUUAUCCGAGAGAGACCGUGGCAGGAAACAGAAGAUCUAUGAAACCGACGAAUUUAUUGAUUAUCUUCUAAACUAUUAUCAAACUCCAAAAUAUGCCCGUAUCUGCCUAGAGCCCUGUCACACAACAAGCACGUGUCAGUGGCAGAGGGCUGUCCGUGUUAAAGGAAAUGGCUUUCAAAUCAGUCUGAGAAAACGGAAGUGUCCCUCAACCAGUGUGAGCCAAAGGCAAAGCCUGGGCAGCAGCGAACAGGUGCAAGAAGAUGAUCCCUGGCCAAAGACGUGGCUUCCGGAUCCUGGGCAGAGACCCCAAGAGAGAGGGCACGUGGAUUACGCUGCGGAACGGACUCAGGACUUUCAGUAUCUCUGCAAGGACACGGCCAGGGAAGCUGGUGAUCAGCUGUCCCCACCAGACGGAAGGAGCCAUCUGUUGGAAAAGACGCACGCUCACCAGGUCAGAGAGUCCAGAUCCCCAAGUCCGAGCCAGGUUUCUUCGCCUAGCGGGUCGGCAGACUUGGAUUUGGAGCUGACAGAUUUCUUAGAGGAAAUCAGCAGUGAUUCUGAAUGCUUCAGCGAAAUCCUUAGCGAAAACCAAGAGGAGAAGGAGAAGUCUGUGGCCACGGAGGAUAGCUCCCCGGAGCAGGGGUCGCUUGACGCAGAUGAAGGCACCCCUUGUGAUCCAGAAACGAGGUCAAGUCCGCAGCCCUUGUACGCACAGUGGAAAGAUGAUGGGGAGAAAAGACACUCUCCGUACAAGCUCAGGAAACCGGGCAAGAGGUCUCAGUAUGAACCGAGAUGUUCAUGGCUUGAGGAUGAAAACGAGUCCAUGACCGAUGAGAAGGGCAACAGCAGAAGGAGGGAAGUACCAGCCCCCAGGUACUUGUUUGAUAAAGGCUACUGCCACGAAUCCCGUCCCGGCGCGCAAUUCGACAACAUGGCCAGAAAGAGGAGGCGGUUGACUGACGGUACCUUUGACUAUAGGCCCUUUCGUGUGCCAAUGACAUCAUCCAAAAGGGCUAAUGCUUCCUACCUGAUGGAUUUUCCCAAAAGAAGAGAGACUCUGCGGCAGUCAGAAUAUACCCAGGAAGCAAGAAGGUUUGAGAGACACGACAAUUCCAAAGAGGUCACGCUGAAUUCUGUCAAUUAUUAUGUUCGACAGAACAGUCAGGAGCACAUGGACUAUGGAAGCUGCUUUGGAAACAACUACACUAGUUCUUUCUACUUUCCAAUGUUUUGAGGGUCUCUUAGGCCACGAUACCCUUAUUCACGGUGAAAAGAUUUGCAAGAAGAAAAUGUAAAACCAAACGUAGCCAUGUAGAUAGCAGCCACAGAGCAAGAGAGCAACUCUUAGGAGCUUUGCGCAAGGUCAAAUGCAAAACCCUGUUGGUCUUGCCAAAGGAUAGAUCAAAGCGACUGCAGGUGUGUUGGCAGGCUUUGGAAACGCACAACAUCCCGAUCCUGAAGCUUGGUAAAACAAUGUGCUUACAAAACCUCUUUAUUCAAGAACAGGCAUUUCUAUAGUUCGAGGGCAACUCUAAUUGGGUGCCGGCAAAGGAGCAACUUAACAUGGAGAGGAGUUAAGAUAGCCUUCUGUGGCUCUGUAGCUAUCAUAACGUUAUCAUUUAGUAUCAUUUAUCUUCCAAGGGGAUGGCAAUGAAACAAUAAGAGUCUUUUCGCUUGUUCUUUGAUUUGGUCAGAGCGCCAUGUUCAGCAACCAACUUUUCCUGACUUUGGUCUGUCUAAAAAUUCUUAUAGAUAAAAGAAGAGAGACGACAGCUAGAACAUUAAACGGACUUCUUCAUGACAUUAGAGGGUUUCAUGAGCACCCACCCAAAGGACAUUAAUCUUGUGAAUAUGUUCAUAGGACUCAAAGGGUUGUCCUUUUAGAAACAAAGCCUUAGAAGGAGAAUCUGAAAGGGGCUCCGAUUGCCCUGUGAGGCUGAAAUAGGUAGUGAACCAUCUGCAGAGUUGUUUUUUGGGGAGAACCCCCCUGUCAUUCCAUCCUAGAAAAGCAACAGGAUUGAGGUGAUACAGCAUGGGAUUUGCAAAAGGAAAUAUCGAACCAUGCUGGGGCACCCAUAAUGGCACUCGCUUGGGAAGAGAGGGCGUGACAGUAUUCCAUUUCAGGUUAUGUAAUCCUUUCACUCAGGGUUGGGUGACAUCAGUUUGUAAAAAGCCACUGAAUAUCCCCAAACUGACUUUUAUAAAACAGUAACAAGUGCCUCAUCAAUCCUCAAUGCCAUGGAGUUAGGAAGAGUCAAGGGCAAAGCCCAUACUUUUCUAGCUGGGGAAAAAUUGUAUGUGUGCAGGAUUUGUAAACUCUUAACAUAAGCAAUUUAUCUUUUUACCUACCGGUUUUGGACCUCUUGAAUAUGUUUUUAAAUUGAGAUAUUUUAUAGAUUCGUAGAGACUCACGUCUUAAUGCAGCGCACGUUCCGUGGAAAGCUCGGCUGAUUUCAUUCUGCCUUAUGUUGGAUUUCGGACUUCAGGGGGCAGUAGAUGGCUUUUCUCUUCCAACCAAGCGUUAGCUGACGUGGCAAUUGAUGACAUCAGUAAGAUCAGACCGCCUGCAGCAGGGAAAGGUGAUUUUAAUCCACCGAAGUAGUGGAAGGCAGCAUUUUCACAUGACAUGAGUCAUUUCAAACAGUCUUGAUGGUCUGGAAAAGUACCAGCUGAUAAAGCCAAGGCAAGCGCAGAAUGACGAGGCGACCUGGUAUCUGAAGCGGCUAUAAAAUCUUCAAAUUAAUCUCAAGUAAGAGUUGUUUCGUUGAUCUCUUCUAAUCACACCGGCUAGAGGUCCGCCAGCACAGGCAAAAGUUCGGAAAUGAAUGUUACAUAGCAGAUAAAGUUUAUUAUUCACAUGAUGAUAACCAAUGACUGAUCUUCAUUCGGUUCUACUUGCAAGCCAGUGACUCUGCCAUCCAAACCAGGAUGGGCUUCUGUCAAAUCUGAAAAAAUCGCUCCUAGGAUGAGUGCCUUUUCUCCUCUGAGGACUAGUAAUGACUCUUAAUGUUCAGCGUACUGUUGUCCGGAGUAGCCUUUUAAACUACCAACAGCUUGUAUUUUUGUCAGAUAACUUUUGGUAACCAGGUAUUAUUCUCCUCCAAUGAGACCCCACCUCCUUAUUUUUUCGUGUUUUUGUGCCCUUGAAACAAAGAACGUAAUGGGUUUGUAAUGGAAAGCAGCUAUGCUUGCUUUGGGGGAAAAAAAAAAAUCUCAAUCUCUUCUGUCACUUCAUUUUUCUUUGCAGAGAUGUUAGGCAUGAAAACGGUUUGCUGCUCAGUAACCAGACCUUAAAAAAAGAAAUUGCAGAAUACAGCAUGUAUAAUUAAAAGUUAUUUUGUAUAAUAGAACUGGUGCUAAGUCACUUCCAUAUAAUAUUUUUGUCUUGUUUGGUUUGCUAAACACCAUCCUGUGACCUAGAAGAAAGCGAAAAUACUGGUUUUAUGUUUACUUUCCGUACAACCUUGGAUGUUUAUGUCUUGUGGUAAAUGCAUUCUAGAUUUGAGUAAACCUCUUUUUUUUUUUUUGGUGUGUGUAAGCCUUGAACGAAGAAGAGAACAACUUAUGCCGAACUUUUCGAAUAAACGGCUUGGUAAGGGACGAGAUAGAAUGGAAGAUGCUGUAAUCCCUUUCUGAUAACAUUGUUAUUCUUCGUUGUGCUGUUAUUUAAGUGGUGCAGAAGUAUUUUCUCCCAUCGUUUUUUGAUGUCCAACUAAGUAAGGGCCUGAACUUUAAACUGCGUCUUUUUCAAUAGAUGUUUUCAUGUUUCCCCUUGUAUGUGCUGCAAUAGUGCUCUAAGAAAGCUAAAAAAAUCUGUCAAUGUGUUUUUGUUCAAUUUGCUUGAAUUUCUCAGGUAGAAAGCCAUAUCACCUGGUCAUUUUGAAAAUAAGAACCAAAUAAAUGUAUUUGUAUUUGUUGCAAGA
Molecule: messenger RNA, 5748 nt
Organism: Phacochoerus africanus (Common warthog)
Lineage: Eukaryota; Metazoa; Chordata; Mammalia; Artiodactyla; Suidae
Product: A-kinase anchor protein 17B-like
Exons: 5
Coding region: 225-3059 (944 amino acids)
Molecular function (GO): RNA binding
Source: RefSeq, a predicted model, not a curated record